Molecule: messenger RNA, 5139 nt
Organism: Balaenoptera acutorostrata (minke whale)
Lineage: Eukaryota; Metazoa; Chordata; Mammalia; Artiodactyla; Balaenopteridae
Product: F-box/WD repeat-containing protein 10
Exons: 21
Coding region: 72-5096 (1674 amino acids)
Molecular function (GO): protein binding; zinc ion binding
Source: RefSeq, a predicted model, not a curated record
CCAUCUGACUGGGGCAGCAGGAUCCUGGGCCCAGGAGCAGAGGAAGCCCAGCUCCUGCGCAGAACUUCCACAUGGCUGAGUUUGAUCUGAUGGCUCCAGGGCCUCUGCCCGGGGUCCCCGCUCACCCUCCGGCCACUCUCAGCCCAGACUCUGGGUUGGCCAGCCCAGCAGAAGGAGAGGGCACAGCCUCCCUGGGGAGCUCCCCGGGGGAGAGCUGGGGACAGAGCCGUGGCUCUGCCUGGCAGGGGCGUCCUGGGGCGGAGGUGGAGGAGGAGGAGGAGGUCCUGUGCGACUUCUGCCUCGGGGCCAACAGGGUGAGGGCCAUGAAGUCCUGCCUGACCUGCAUGGUGAACUACUGCCCAGAGCACCUGCGGCCGCACCAGGAGAACAGCAGGCUGCAGGGCCACCAGCUGGCAGAGCCCGUGAAGGACCGGGACCUGCUCGUGUGCCUGGCCCACCGCAGCCCGCUGGUUGCCUUCUGCUGCCCCGAUGGGCAGUGCAUCUGCCAGGAGUGCGGCCGGGCCGAGCACAGGGGCCAUGCCUCUGUCUCCCUCGAUGCCGCCCACAGGGACAAGGAGGCUGAGCUUCGGAGCACCCAGUUAGACCUGGAGCGGAAACUCAAGUUGAAUGAAGACGCCAUCGCCAGGCUCCAAGCCAACCAUAAAUCCGUUCUGGUGUCGGUGUCGGAGGUAAAGGCGGUGGCGAAGGAGCAGUUUGGGGACCUCCUUGCUGCCAUGAGGAAGGCCCAGGCUGACGUGAUGCUUUUCCUGGAGGAGAAGGAGCAAGCUGCCCUGGGCCAGGCCAACGGCAUCAAGACCCACCUGGAGUACAGGAGCGCAGAGAUGGAGAAGACCAGGCAGGAGCUGGACAGAAUCGCUGCCAUCGGCAGCCCCGUGCUUUUCCUGGAGGAGUACUGCAAGUUCAAGAACAUGAAGGACGAUGCUUUCCCCAGUGUCUACAUUGGACUCAAGGACAAGCUCUCGGGCAUCCGCAAGGUCAUCACGGACUCCACCGCGCACCUGAUCCAGUUGCUGCAGAACUACAAGGAGAAGCUCCAGGAGUUCUCCAAGGAAGAGGAGUACGACAUCGGAACUCAGGUGUGUGCCUUCACUGAACACAAACACUGGACCUCGGAACCCGAGCCCAGCACCAGGCAGCAGUUCCUCCAGUAUGCCUGUGACAUUGCCUUCGACCCCGACACGGCACACAGGUACCUCCGGCUGCAGGAGGACAACCGCAAGGUCACCAACACCACGCCCUGGGCGCACCCGUACCCAGACCUCCCCAGCAGGUUCACACACUGGCGGCAGGUGCUGGCCCAGCAGAGCCUCUACCUGCACAGGUACUACUUCGAGGUGGAGCUCUCCGGGGCGGGCAUCUACGUGGGCCUGACGUGCCAGGGCAUCGACCGCAAGGGCGAGGAACGCAACGGUUGCAUUUCCGGAAACAACUUCUCCUGGAGCCUCCAGUGGGAUGGCAAAGGGUUCACGGCCUGGCACAGUGACACGGAGACCCCACUCAGGGCCCGCCCUUGUCAGAGGCUGGGGGUCUACGUGGACUUCCCCGGAGGCGUCCUCUCCUUCUACGGCGUUGAGCCGGAGGCCAUGACGCUGGUGCACCAGUUCGACUGUAAGUUUUCGGAGCCCGUCUACCCAGCCUUCUGGCUUUCCAAGAAGGACAACGCCAUCCGGAUUGCGGAUCUGGGAGAGGAACCCGAGAAGCCGGCACCGACCCCGGUGGAGCCCGACAGUGGAGCCGAUGGGGGUACCGCAGCCAUGCCUUCUGGGGCUCGCUACACCAUGCAGGGGGCGGGCAAAGGAGCUGGUCAUCUCGGGACCAUGGAAAACAUGGAAUCGAGGCUCAAGAAUGCCCCUUAUUUUCGAUGUGAGAAGGGGAACAAUUCCGUCCCCGUGUGCCGGAAGUGUGAGACGUGUGUCCUGGCCUGGAAGAUCUUCUCCACCAAAGAGUGGUUCCGAAGGGUGGGCAGGAUGUCCCAGAGGAGGUUUCUGGUCAGCAUCCUGCAGCAGCUGGACAGCUUGUAUUUGUUACACUAUUUUCAAAAUAUCCUUCAGACCACGCAGGGGAAGGAUUUUGUCUACCACAGGUCCCGGGUCAACCUCAGCAAGAAGGAGGGGAAAAUCGUCAAGUCCUCCUUGAACCAAACGCUGGACGAGACGGUGGAACAGAAGAUGAGGGGGAUUUUGCACUGGUUUGGAAACAGCAGCUCCCGGACGAAGGCGAACUACACGCUCCUGCUGCUGCAGAUGUGCGACCCCGAGCUACUGCUCACUGCCGCUGAUGUCGUCAGAGCCCUGCUUCUGAGAGGGCGGAACGGUGCCUCAGGGAACGACCCAGACUCCAAGGAUGUGUUUUUCUUCCCUGAGAAAGGCCACACGCCCCCGUGCGAGACCUCACAAGUCUGCUGGGCAGCCAGACCCGGGCACACAUCCUUCCCGUUGUCCAAAACUACAGGAAAAGCAAGCUUGCACGAAAAUGUGUGGUGGGGAGCAGCCACUACUGAAGGACAGUGGAAGAGUUCACUCCAGUAUAUUUCCGAGAUGAAUAGGCUGUCUUCUGAAAAAGCAAGCGUGUCCAAAGCAGGCUCGGCCCCCGCCGCCGAUGUGCUGGUGGAUCUGGAGGCCGUCAGAGAGCUGUCUUCUGGGGUCAGCAGAUACCGCGACUUCAUCCGUCACCUGCCCGCCCACCUCUCCAAGUCUAUCCUCAGUAUGCUGGAUAAGAACAGCCUGAACAGGUGUGUGUUCGUGAGCCAGCACUGGGCAGUGCUGGCGCAGCAGGUCAGGACCGACAUGUCCAUGCACUCUUUCAUCCAGCGCCAGAUCACCUUCCUGCAGGGGUCCUACACCAGGGGAAUAGACCCUAAUUACGCCAACAAGGUUACAAUCCCAGUUCCUAAGAUGGCAGAUGAUGGGAAGCACCUACAUGUGAAAAAUCAGAAAUGGAAACUGAGAACGAAGAAUGACUACGACCUGUGGACCGCAUACCAGAACGAGGAAACUCAGCAGGUGCAGAUGGAGGAGAGGAAUGUCUUCUGUGGCACUUACAACAUCCGCAUUCUCUCUGACAUGUGGGACCGAAACAGAGUCAUCCACUAUUCUGGGGGAGAUUUGUUAGCUGUAUCAUCCAAUCGGAAGAUCCAGCUUCUGGACAUCAUACAAAUAAAGCAGAUACCCAUCAAGUUCCGAGGCCACACUGGGAGUGUCCGUACCCUCUUCCUGUGUGAGGAGGAAAACUUUCUCCUGAGCGGGAGUUAUGACCUGAGUAUCAGAUACUGGGAUCUGAACAGUGGGGCUUGCAUACGCAUCUUCAGUGGCCACCAGGGGACUAUCACUUGCAUGGACGUGUGUAAGAACAAGCUCGCCUCUGGAGCAAAAGAUUGCCAGGUAAAAGAGUGGGAUAUAGAGACAGGAAAGUGCCUGAAGACCUUUAAACACAAAGACCCCAUCCUGGCCACCAGGAUCAAUGACACGUACAUCGUGAGCAGCUGUGAGAAAGGGCUGGUCAAAGUGUGGCAUGUCAUCACGGCCCAGCUGGUGAAGACGCUCAACGGCCAUGAGGGAGCUGUGAAGUGUCUGUGCUUCGACCAGUGGCAUCUCCUGUCGGGAAGCGCUGACGGCCUGGUGAUGGCCUGGAGCAUGGUGGGAAAGUACGAGCGGUGCCUCAUGGCCUUCAAGCAUCCAAAGGAGGUUCUCCACGUGGCCCUUCUCUUCCUCCGGGUCAUCAGUGCCUGUGCAGAUGGCAAGAUCCGCAUUUACAGUUUCCUAAAUGGGAACUGUCUGAAGGUGAUGAAAGCCAAUGGCAGAGGUUAUCCUGUGCUGUCCUUCUUUAUUCAGGGCAACAGGAUGGUGAUCAACACGGAGAGCAACGUCCUCAUGUUCCAGUUUGAGAAUAUCAAGUGGCAGUACUCCCUGGAACGGGCCAAGCAAAAGAAGAAGGACAAAGAGGAGGACAGCGAAGAAAACGGCCUUGCAGAAGUUCUCUCCAAGUCGAGCACUCAGAUUUACAGCCCUCAGGAAUCCACAUCUAGCAAACAGACAGCCCAGGAGUCCCUGUUCAGCAAAUCUCACAGGUCCCAAGUUCUCCUGAGGGCAUCCAGGUUACCUACAGGAGUGUUAACGGAGGCACCUCUAAGUCAAGGAAAGCCAAAGUCACCCCGAAGAGAUGGCAGGAAGAGACCGAGUUCUAGGGAAGCAAAUGGCACGGGCACCGAGCAAGAGAAUUUGGAAGCAAAACCCCUCGCCGGAGAUAAGAACGCAGACGAUGUGGAGGAAAUACCAAAACAAGGACAACUGGGAACUUUGGGAGACUUGAUCAGUUGCUCAGAGAAGAAGUCCUGGUGCAUCCCUAUGUCACCUGACCAGCUCCUCCUGACUGUGAAUGCCCUGCAGAAAGCCCAUAAUUCUGGGGAGUUUGCCUGUCCCCGGAGGUCCCAAACCCAGGUCAUCGAUGCCUGGGGACCUUCCAUUUCAUACCCAAGGAAGGUCCUGAGUUUGAAGGGACAGUCGGUCCAACAUGCAGUAGAUCGGCUGAGAUUGAGCAACCCUCCCAUAGACGUGAAACAAACCAGUAUUCCCCUUGAAAUCCAGAAGCUUCAGCCUAACCUGAAGAACUCCGUGCACAGCCCCAGAGUCCAGUCUACCAUCCCCCAGCCGGUGCUCAUCUGCCCCAGGUUCUCUAGCAGCUUAAAGGGUGAAGACCCGACAACCAGUUCAGCUGAUGGGGCAGUGCGCAGCUUCAGCCCCUUAACCAGCACACAGGUCAUCAAACCAAACCACAUGCUGGCUCCGCCGAUGGGCACGACGGCCCAGGCUGCCAAGAAAGAUCGGCCCCGCUUCUACACGGCCCUCGACCCCUUCAGAGUGAACACGGAGUUCAUGCUGCUGACUGUGAAGGAGGAGAAAGAGUACGAGGAGGCCAAGAGGAAGGAGUUUCAGGCCAUAAAGCUGGCUGCAGUGGUUGAUCCAGAAAAAGCCAGCAGAGCUGCAUGGAUCAGGAAGAUCAGAGGCCUGCCCAUAGAUAAUUUCACGAAGCAAGGAAAAACAGCAGCCCCUGAACUUGGACAAAACGUAUUUAUCUGAACCAUCCUUGGGAAAUUACAGUGUCUUAAAUAAACAAAAAACC